Molecule: messenger RNA, 738 nt
Organism: Nematolebias whitei (Rio pearlfish)
Lineage: Eukaryota; Metazoa; Chordata; Actinopteri; Cyprinodontiformes; Rivulidae
Product: asialoglycoprotein receptor 2-like
Exons: 6
Biological process (GO): biological process involved in interspecies interaction between organisms
Cellular component (GO): external side of plasma membrane
Molecular function (GO): carbohydrate binding
Source: RefSeq, a predicted model, not a curated record
AUGGCACGGAGUAAACUUCGAAACAAGAACAAGUUAAUUGAAGCAGCUGUGGGAUUUUCCCUGGGAGCAGUGGGAGGCUGCAUUCUGGGGGCCACAGAGGACCCAGUGGACAAAAUCCUUUCUGCUAUGACUUCAAGUAGUUCUCUAAAACCAGUGAUGGAGGAGGUUAGAGCAGUGGGUGCCCUGGGACUGGGAACCCUUAUGGGUGAAAAACUGAUCCGAGGGGUUGCUGUUGGGUUUGGACUCCUGUGUGUCCUGCAAGUUCUUGUCAACGUUUCUUUGCGCCUCGUUCUGUGUGAGUAGAUGUUUUUCACUGCUGUUAAACCAGGAUAUCAGUAUUUUCAACAAGGGUGGGUGUAUUUCCAUUCAAGUUUCUAUUACAUUUCAUCCACCAAACAAUCCUGGCACGAGAGUCAAAAGUACUGUCGGCAACAAGGCGCAGAUCUAGUGAUCAUAAACACCAAAGAAGAACAGGUAAAAGACUUUAUGAGACUGUUUCACAGGCUCACGUGGAUUGGGCUAAAGAACUCAGUAACGACACGUCAGUGGAAAUGGGUAGAUGGGACUCCAAUGAACAAAAGCUACUGGAACCAUGGAGAACCCAAUAAUUAUCAAGGCAAAAAAGAAGACUGUGUGGAGAUAAGGUUUCAUGACAGAGAAAACAAUUGGAAUGACAUACCAUGCUAUGAUAAUAACUUUUGGAUCUGUGAAAAAAAGCUCCCUCUCUUCAUCAAAUGA